Varanus komodoensis (Komodo dragon) is the source of this 2439-nucleotide messenger RNA. It is a transcript of the gene TTLL12, whose product is annotated as tubulin tyrosine ligase like 12. Gene Ontology annotation, biological process: protein modification process. The record is from RefSeq and is a predicted model, not a curated record. NCBI's taxonomy places the organism in Eukaryota, Metazoa, Chordata, Lepidosauria, Squamata, Varanidae. The transcript has 14 exons. The coding region runs from base 81 to 1964 and encodes 627 amino acids.
GGUGUCGCUUGGGCUGUUCCCACCCAGGCGCCCGAGCCAGUCGAGCUGCGUGAGCAGGAGCAGCGAGUGGAGGCGGCGGCAUGGAGGGCGCGUGCUCGGGCGAUUACCAGACGUUCGUGGCCCUGCACGGACCGGCGCUCAGCGCCUCGGGGGUCCCGCCCUGCUACUGGAAAAGCCUGUGGCACAAACUGGAAAACGAGGUGUUUGAUGCUGGUGAGUACUUUGGAAUAAUGCAAGUGGAGGAGGUGGAAGAAGAAGAUGAGGAGGAUGAAGAGAUAGAAGAAGAAUCAAAGAAGAAAUCAAACCCUGGGAGACGACUUUGUUACAAAGUGAUAGUGACAAAUGAAAAUGGGCUGCAGGCAGCACAGCCUGACAGCAUAUUUCUUAUUGACCAUGCCUGGACAUACCAUGUUGGACACGCCCGUCAGCAACUACUGCAGGUCCCUGGUCUUCUUCAGAGAAUGGCUAACUUGAUGGAAAUAGACUUCCAUGGCGAAGUGCCAGAUGAUCAUACUGUCAGUCAAGUGUUGGAGGAAAUGUGGAAAUACAACCAGACCUAUCAGCUGUCAUGUGGGACUGCUGAGGAGAAGGUCCCUGUCUGGUAUAUUAUGGAUGAAUUUGGAUCCCGAAUCCAGCAUUCAGAUGAACCCACUUUUGCAACAGCACCUUUGUUUUACAUGCCACAACAAAUUGCUUAUACUGUUCUCUGGCCCUUAAGAGACCUCGAAACUGGUGAGGAAGUGACCCGUGAUUUUGCCUAUGGGGAAACUGAUCAUUUAAUUAGGAAGUGUCGACUAUUGCCGUGGCAACCCAGUGAGGUUCUUGAUAUUAAUUAUUUCACCACUGAGCCAUCAGAUGAUCACUACCAGGCAAUCUUAAAUGAAAAUAAGGAGAAACUGCCUGUUUCCAUAAAGCUUCCUGUUUAUGACAAGAAUAAAAUCUUCAAAGUUUACACAGACCUCCAACAAGUGCUGCAGAAUUUGACUCACUCCCGCUUUGAAUUUACGAACUCUGAGCAAGAGGCAGAUAUCCUGUACAACUUCUCUCACUUCAAAGAUUACAGGAAACUAAGUGAAGAAAGGCCUCAUGUGAUGUUGAAUCAAUUUCCUUGUGAGAAUCUCUUGACCGUGAAGGAUUGUCUGGCAUCAAUCUCAAGGCGUGUUGGAGGCUCAGAAGGACCAAAAUGGUUGCCUCGUACCUUUAAUCUUCACACAGAAUUGCCACAGUUCAUCAGUUUCUUUCAGCAGCGUGAAAGAAGAGGGGAAGACAACCACUGGAUAUGCAAACCGUGGAACUUGGCCAGGAGCCUGGACACUCACAUCACCAAGAGCCUUCACAACAUCAUCAGGCAGCGAGAGAGCAUCCCUAAGGUGGUGUCUAAGUAUAUUGAGAAUCCAGUGUUAUUUCAUCUUGAAGAUGUGGGACUGGUGAAAUUUGAUAUUCGUUAUAUUGUGCUGUUGCGAUCAGUUAAACCGCUCAGGCUAUAUGUUUAUGAUGUAUUUUGGUUACGAUUCUCAAAUAGACCAUUUUCACUUGAUGACUUGGAUGAUUAUGAGAAGCAUUUUACCGUGAUGAAUUAUGCUCCUGGAGUGUCUUUAAAACAGAUCCACUGUGACGAAUUUAUCCCUCUCUUUGAGAAGCAGUAUCCUGAGUAUUCUUGGAAAGCUGUUGAAGAAGAUAUUUUUAAGGCAUUUGUUGAAUUACUCCAAGCUGCUUGUGCCAAGCCUGCACCACUUGGCAUCUGCGACUAUCCAUCCUCCCGGGCCAUGUAUGCCAUUGACUUGAUGCUUAAGUGGAGUACAUCCAGUGAUGGGAAACCAUACAUGCAGCCUCAGCUGCUGGAGGUGAAUUUCAACCCUGACUGUGACCGAGCCUGCAAAUACCACCCAGCCUUCUUCAACGACAUCUUCAGCACCCUCUUCUUGGAUGAGCCCGAGGAGUGCCACGUGACUUGCAUUGUGUAGCUCCACCUGGCUUCACCCGGCUAAUGUGUGCUUCUCAUUUAUAUACGUAUAUUUAUAUUUCAGUUCUUUGAGCUGCUUUUGCAAGAAUAUUUCUUACUGGUAAAAAAGAUAAUGCCCUAUUCUGUCAGAUGGAAUAUGUGUAUGGUGUACUUGUAAGCAGUUGUCUGCUUUUUUUAAAACUGGUCUUGCCUGUUGAUACUUUAUCACCAGCUUUCCCUCCCCCUUACCCCCACUUGUAUACUAAAGAUUAUGGAAGUGCAGUGACAGCUUCUUUUGUUUCUUGUACUUGCUUUCAAUGAAGCUUUUCAUAGCCUGCUUUAUGAUUUACUGCAUUUAGUUGAGGCCAUGUUUAUCUUAAUAUGGCUGUCUCUGCCUUUUAAUUUGGAAAAGUAUAACAUUUUAUUUCAAGGAUGCAGCAGGCUUGUGACCAUAUGAUUUCCAGUUUUGAUUAUAAUAAAUAAUGUCGCAGCAAAAA